Messenger RNA from Symbiodinium necroappetens, 918 nucleotides. NCBI's taxonomy places the organism in Eukaryota, Dinophyceae, Suessiales, Symbiodiniaceae. The record is from the annotation of a GenBank genome assembly.
AUGUUCUUCUACUGGGUGCCAGCCUACAGAAAAUACUUUGGUUGCCAGCGAUACAUGGAGUCAGGGGAUGACUUGUUUGCAAGAGUACAGCGCGCCACAGCCGGCUCGGAGGAGAUGAUGAAGCCCCCUGCCAUAGCCUUCUUCGGUCACAGAAGACAGCAGUGGUUUGAGAGCCCGGACACCGAUGAUCCUCAUUGGCGCCCGAGAGAUGUAACAUACACCGAACUCACAUCGGACCAACUCGCGGAUGAGGACUUAUUCAGCCGGUUUGAGGAGGAGGAGGAAGUGAAACCACGGCAGAACCCAUUGCGAAAUCCACAAACUCCAGCUCCAGGUGUCGCGUGCCCAUCGACACCAAAUUUGACACCCCUCCCGCAAGCUUGCCCCUCGACACCCACUCAGGCUCUUGGCCAAGCAAACCCAUCCACACCGAAUCUCCCACCCAUGGAGGCUUGCCCCUCGACACCCACUCAGGCUCUUGGCCAACCAAGACCCUUGGAGGCUUGCCCCUCGACACCCUCGCAAGCACCCGGCCAGCGAAGCCUAGGCGCAACCGAUUGCGCGAUUGGUUUCGGGCUGACACCCUUCCAUCCCCCACCGGCCCCAGCUCCUCAGGCACCCAGCCAACCAAGCCGGCCCUACCCGCAAGCCCAGUCCUUGGCACAACCCUCUCAGGCCAUUCACAUGCCGACACUGGCCCCGCAAGCUCAGUCACAGCCAGAGGCUUAUCCCUCGACACACCCCUCCCACGGACCCGGCCAACCGAGCCCAUACAUGCAGGCCCUACCAUUCGGUGGAGUGCAAGCUGUCACAGGCCCAACGCAGGCGCCCUGCCCGCAGCCAGGUACGCCAACACGCCAACUGCCGCCACCCAAACAUCUGAGGAAAGCAGCUGGACAAGGUCCAGAUAUGUGCUGA